UAUAUAUAUAUAUAUAUAUAUAUAUAUAUAUAUAUAUAUAUAUAUAUAUAUGUACAUAUAAAUCAUGUAUGGCAGCAUUUUCUGUGUUUAAAAAGUCCUUUUUCAUGCUGAUGUAUAAAAUAAAUUAUUCAAAUAUUAAUUUAUCGCAUAAUAUGUAAUCUCGCCAAGUUCACGAUAAUGCAAACCACAAGAUAAAUCUAAAUUGACAUUGACAUUUGACGUUUAAUCGAUUAAAAUUAAUAUUUAUUCCUCGAAAAAUAAUUGGAUUGUAGUAAUGUAACAGAUUACAAUUAAAACUAACAUGUCGAGUCUUGAGGACGCUUUAAGAAAAUUUCCACCUAGUGUUCCUUCGCGAUGUUCUCCAAAAUUACCAUGUAUUGAUUAUGCAUGUCCAAAAUAUUUAUCUGGCGUAUCACCGCGUCCCUAUGGAUCUGCAGUACAAUUCCAGCUUACAUAUACUUGUGACAGGUAUGUUACUCGAAACGAUUCUUACAUUAAACGUAUAGAUCAAUAGUUGAAUUAAAUCUUCAACAUUUCUGCUUUAUACAUUUAGAUAGUAUUUAAAGUAGACUAAGAUCACGCAAGUAACAGUUUGAGAAAGAUUAAAAAAGAUUUAUAAAGAUUUUGAUAUUUAUUCACUUUUUAUAGAAUCUCUUAUUUGCCCUGUUACUUUCCUGCUAUUCCGCGCUGUCGUCCUCCAGAAAAAUUGUCAAGAAAAGCAACUUGUUGUUGUUUUAAGUGGUUUGACUGUACUGGAAAGCCAGUAUUAGAAUGUCAACAAAAUUAUACGUAGCUUCAGCAAUUAACAACUGCUUCAGGUGAGAAUUUGCUUUGAAAAAUGAAAAGUGCAAUACUUUACAAAAUAUUUUACCAUAAUGACUAAUUUUUAAGAGGGUGUAAAAGUAAUCUUAAUCUACGUAAUUUUGAACUGUUAUGAUACACAGAGUAUAUUACGAAAAAAAUACAUCGAUUUUCAUAAACAAAAGAUUGUUAAUCGAUUAGACAGAAAUAUAUUUUAAAAUUUUUAUGAAAAGUAACGUUUAAAUUUUUCAAGUUAAAAAGAAGAAUGUCUUGUUACACUAGUCACAAAAAGAAACGAAUAAGUACAUUGCCCCCACCGUGUUUUCACUGCAAACCGGCACCGUUUUAUUGUCCGAGCAAUGGCUGUGUACCUCCUGAACCAAGACUACCAAGACGUUGUCGUUACCCACCUUUAUGUCCACCAUUGAUAUGUAAACCAAGACCAAAACCCUCGCCACUACCACCUACUAUAUGCAUCGCUGGACCCUGCUCACAACCAUCAGCUUCAAAAUCAUAUUGCCGCCCGUCAGCGCCAAAAAUAUUGCUACCAUCUUCUUGCGUUCGAUUUUGCAUUCGAUACUCGAAUGAAGGUUCAAGUUGCUACCCUGGCUACUGGACCAAUUUACCAAAAUGUCCUAGUAACAUCUGUUAAGAUUAUUUAACAGCACAUUUGAUAUUACAGAAGCCAGAGAAUCAAUGCUUUCAAUUUAAUUAUUUAUGAGAAUAAAGGAAACUUGUGUAAAAUUGAUAUUGUCGCUUCUAUUAAUUACACUAAUCGACAAAAAAAUUUUAUUACACUAAACUUUAUUUCAAUAUACUAAUUGACAAAAUAAUUUUGUCUAGUAACUUUUUAAUCAGAAUAGGUAUUCUUUUUUUAUAAUUUUUAAUACGCUAAAUCCGAAUUCGUAA
This is a messenger RNA of Solenopsis invicta (red fire ant), 1710 nucleotides long. RefSeq names its product keratin-associated protein 16-1. Lineage: Eukaryota; Metazoa; Arthropoda; Insecta; Hymenoptera; Formicidae. The coding region runs from base 1067 to 1453 and encodes 128 amino acids. The record is from RefSeq and is a predicted model, not a curated record. The transcript is spliced from 2 exons.